Messenger RNA from Colletotrichum gloeosporioides, 480 nucleotides. RefSeq lists its product as uncharacterized. Lineage: Eukaryota; Fungi; Ascomycota; Sordariomycetes; Glomerellales; Glomerellaceae. The annotation marks the transcript as partial. The record is from RefSeq and is a predicted model, not a curated record. The transcript has a single exon.
CAAAAAGUCACCAGAAUCACACUAGCCUGUCUGGCUUUCUUGCAUCUUUGCAAUGCGACCGCUAUCGAUCCAACAAAGCUGACAGCCCGAGACGCCUACCAUGACGACUCCGGCAGCGCUGAGUGCCUUCAAGUUGGCUGUGACACAUCAGUGUGCGCCAAGGAUCCGACCGAUGCUCUUGCCGUAGCCUCUCAGGGCGUGAGUCUCAUUCUGGGACCGGACUGCGCGGGAUGGGCCAAGGGAAGCCCUUCGGUGGUUGAUGGCGACACAUCGUGCCCUGCUGGCCUACAACUCUUCAGAGGAGACCUAAGAGUAUGGCGUGCGUGGAACAACGUCCAGACAAAAUACAAGGGGACAUUCGUGGCAUGGGACAAUUUCAAAGGCGCUACAUGUUGGGGUAGGAAGGACGUUGACUGCAUCCACGGGCCCAAACAAGUCCCCGACCCCAAUACCGGACUGUGUAUGCCGUGGAAUGUUUAG